This is a messenger RNA of Castor canadensis (American beaver), 1532 nucleotides long. RefSeq names its product COP9 signalosome subunit 8 (gene Cops8). The record is from RefSeq and is a predicted model, not a curated record. NCBI's taxonomy places the organism in Eukaryota, Metazoa, Chordata, Mammalia, Rodentia, Castoridae. Gene Ontology annotation, biological process: protein deneddylation; COP9 signalosome assembly. Gene Ontology annotation, cellular component: COP9 signalosome.
GAGGGACACUUUGGGGUCCGGCUGUCGGGAAGGUGCGGCAGCGAGACUGGCCGGGAAGAUGCCAGUGGCGGUGAUGGCGGAAAGUGCCUUCAGUUUCAAAAAGUUGCUGGAUCAGUGCGAGAACCAGGAGCUCGAGGCCCCUGGAGGAAUUGCUACCCCCCCAGUGUACGGUCAGCUUCUAGCCUUGUAUUUGCUCCAUAAUGACAUGAAUAAUGCAAGAUAUCUUUGGAAAAGGAUACCACCUGCUAUAAAAUCUGCAAAUUCUGAACUUGGGGGAAUUUGGUCAGUAGGACAGAGAAUCUGGCAGAGAGAUUUCCCUGGGAUCUAUACAACCAUCAACGCCCACCAGUGGUCUGAGACGGUCCAGCCAAUCAUGGAAGCACUUAGAGAUGCGACAAGGAGACGUGCCUUCGCCCUGGUCUCUCAGGCGUACACCUCGAUAGUUGCUGAUGAUUUUGCAGCCUUUGUUGGACUCCCUGUAGAAGAGGCCGUGAAAGGUAUAUUGGAACAAGGAUGGCAAGCCGACUCCACAACAAGAAUGGUUCUGCCCAGGAAGCCAGGGGCCCUGGAUGUUUCCUUCAACAGGUUUAUCCCCUUAUCAGAGCCUGCCCCAGUUCCACCAAUCCCCAAUGAACAGCAGUUAGCCAGACUGACUGACUAUGUGGCUUUCCUUGAAAACUGACUCAUCAUUCUGAGUUCCAAAUCCACCUUCAGAACGAACACUGACAAAUACAGAAAUGUAAAGUUUUUAUUUUCAGUUUACUAGAUGGAGUGAGCACCUCAGCAUCCCUUACUGAGUACGUGAUAAAAUACAUAUAUGAGAUAUAUAUUUUUUGUCCUUAGACAUCAUUAUGAAUAGUUGUUGAAGCAGUUUCUUGUUUUGUACCAUUUAACAAUUUGGUUGGAGCCCAUCAGUAUUAUGCAGUUAGUUCAUAUUUCCAAGGGACUCAUAAAAUAAGCUCCCCUUCUCCAUAUGUGGAAACAGGGGUGUCAUCUGUCUUCUCCAUUCCCAGCACCCACUCCCAUCCACACUGUUGCUUGAUGUACUUGGGGUUUGAGGAUGACUGGCCCCCAGGGACUGUACCUGAGCUGCUGGGAUUAUGAUCACCCUCUUUGGAGAAUGUGCUCUCUUUUCUCCUCACCUCUACUCAUGUAGAGUAUGGAAAUAUAGCUGAAAAAAGUAGACUUUCCUGAGUAAACCAACUUGUUAGCAUUAGACUUUCCAGUAGAGUGAGUACAUCCCUUGCUGGCAGUGGAGGGCUUGGCAUGAACGUGUUACUUCCAUUGAGUUCUAAUAGUCCCUUCAGAAGAAGGGAAGAGUUAAGUGUGGGAUGCAUCCUGUGGGGAAAGAAGCUGUUGAGAGAAGAGAGGUGACACACUUUGUACAGUGCUCCCGCAGCCUGUCAGUUGCUUAUCUUUGUCCCUUGAUUUAAGUUCUGCCUUUUGAAGAAAUGCUGAACAAGUCUUUCAUCUUGUUGUGACAGCCCUCUGAAUAUUUGAAGUUGUUUAUUGUAUCUUGUUCAAGCACCCCU